This is a messenger RNA of Momordica charantia (bitter melon), 941 nucleotides long. RefSeq lists its product as uncharacterized. NCBI's taxonomy places the organism in Eukaryota, Viridiplantae, Streptophyta, Magnoliopsida, Cucurbitales, Cucurbitaceae. The record is from RefSeq and is a predicted model, not a curated record. Gene Ontology annotation, molecular function: protein binding.
AAGAAAUGAAAGAUUUUCACUCUCUUCUCUACAUUUUCCUCUUCAUAUUCCCAAAGUUGUUGGUUUGAGAGAGAGGGAGGGAGGGAGAGAGUUGUAAUUUUGGAGGAUAUUAUUGAAAUAUAUUGUUGAAGUUUGGAUGGAAGUUCCUGAGCUGUCCUUGGCUCCAACAAAGUUUGUGAAAAUAAGUGAUGAUGAUGAUGAGAUGAUGAUGAUGAGUUCUUCUCCACAAAAAUUAGUUGAAAGCAAAUCAUGUUCUAAGAAGAGGAAGCUUCUUGUUCUUCAUGAUCAUAAAGCAAGUGUUGAUCUUCAACUCAAGGAUCCUCUUCCUCUUGAUUGGGAGCAAUGUCUUGAUCUUCAGUCAGGGAAAAUGUACUAUCUAAACAGAAAAACAUUGAGGAAGAGUUGGAAUUGGCCAAAAGAAGAUUAUGAUCAUCACCAAAAGUUAGAGUUGGAGUUGGAGCUCAACAACAUUAAUUCUUCUUCAUCAUCAUCAUUACCAGCUGAAAAUUUGAUGAUAAAUUUCAGACAUGGACAAGAACAUGGACAUGGAGGUUUGAACAGUAGUAGUAACAUGGUGGCUUUGCCUUGUCUCAAUUGCCAUCUUCUUGUCAUUCUCUCAAAAUCCUCCCCAUCUUGCCCUAAUUGCAAGCAUUUUCAUACCCUAUUCCCAACCCAUUCUUCUUCCAAAACUACCCCUCCCAACACCUUGCCCCUCUUGAACUAGUAGUCCUACUCGAAAUAUAAUCGAUCCCCACAUGACAUGAAUAUGCGACACGGUGCAACACGUCUCGAGUCUUGAAAACGAUCAUUAUUUGAGUUGGGUUGGGUCUGGUCUGAUCGAGUUUUGUGUCAUGUAUCUUAAUAUGACUGUAAAAAAAAAAUGUUUGUAGAAUGUUUUAAGUUACUUCUAGAACCUUAUAAGAAUUAGAAUGUUAUUUUAA